Molecule: messenger RNA, 239 nt
Organism: Drosophila willistoni
Lineage: Eukaryota; Metazoa; Arthropoda; Insecta; Diptera; Drosophilidae
Product: metallothionein-2
Exons: 2
Coding region: 50-181 (43 amino acids)
Molecular function (GO): metal ion binding
Source: RefSeq, a predicted model, not a curated record
UCAAGUGGAUAACUUCUAAUUUCAAUUCGAACACAAAUUGAGCAUAAUAAUGGGCUGCAAGGGUUGUGGAACAAAUUGCCAGUGCACAGCACAGAAAUGCGGAGGAGGAUGUUCCUGCAACAAGGAUUGCCAUUGCGUGUGCAAGAACGGACCAAAGGACCAAUGCUGCAGCAACAAAUAAAAUUGUCAGAAACUAAUUUACACCGAAAUAAAAUAUUCCAACAUUAUGAACAUUUAAA